Fusarium sp. VM40 is the source of this 1257-nucleotide messenger RNA. Lineage: Eukaryota; Fungi; Ascomycota; Sordariomycetes; Hypocreales; Nectriaceae. The record is from the annotation of a GenBank genome assembly.
AUGGCCGACGCACACGGCUCUACCACGCCUCCACCGCCCUCCCGCAUUCACACCCCCCCAACUCCUCGCCUCGGAUACCAGGACAACUGGGAGCCAUUUACUCCGCGCAAGUCUGCACGAAUUUCAUCACAACGAACAAGGACUCCAUCUCCCGGCGCAACAGAUCGUCAACCUCAAUCACCGUACACCACCAAAAAGUCAAACAAGCAUUUGAGCGCCGCUAUCGCAUCUCCCAUGCCGCAUAAGAAGCGCAUACCCGGUAGUGAUUUCGUUCGCCGAGCAACAGAAAACAUGCAAGGAGAAUCUUCUCGAGAUGGCGCUGGCCGUCGAACCCAUGAGCGAUCAAACUCUUCACUCCUUGGUGCCGCUGGAAUGCUUCCCACCCCAUCAAAAACUCCCCAGAAGCCUCCCAAUGAAAAGAAGACGGCGCACAUCAAGUCUGUUGCCCGCAAUCUAUUCAGCUCCGAUGCCGAUGAAGCUUCUUUGACUCCUCGGAAGCGCCCUCUCAAAAAGUACACUGGCAACACGUUAGAGAGCUUUGCUGUGGAGGAGGUCGAGGAACCUAUUGAGAUCUUCACCGACACCCGUGAUCGAGUUCCUGUUCGCGACGUGAGCCAAGAGAACCCUUUCCUCACAUCAGAAAACCCUUUCUUCAGCGAGGCACCUCGUGCUCAACCCACAAGACGUCACGACAGGCGCAAGGUUAAGGUUCCUGGAGAGGGCAUCAAGACUGUUGACGAGCUUGCUGACCGCAAGGAUGGCAUGGUAUACACAUUCCGUGGAAAGAGGUUCUUCCGCAAAUGGUCUGAGCAUGAGAUUGAAGAUCCCGAUGAGCUCCAAACCGUGGAAGAAGAUCCUGAGGCUCAUCUAACACGACCUUUGACUCGAGCCUCCAUCAAACCCUGCCUUCUGUUCCAGACAACCAAGACAGAUGAGCAAAUUGAGGAGGAAGAGGCCGUUACUGACGUUGAGGACAACGAAGAUGAGUUGGACAUUCCAGCGACACCGUCGAUCUUUAAGAAAGAGCGUGCAGGCACACCUGAAGCGCCUAGAUUUGCUCCGGCUUCACCACCUUCAACUCGACGAGUAACUCGAUCCACCAACAAGCUUGGUGAUGAAAGCACACCAAUCAAGCCACCUGGCAAACGGAGCCCCUUCGACGCCUGGCGACGAACCAAGGACACCGUCAAGUCGCCAUCGCGCAAACGGUCCGGGGAGAGCAUCGACACCAGGGAAACGAAGCGCAGCCGUGUUUAA